Molecule: messenger RNA, 2694 nt
Organism: Nelumbo nucifera (sacred lotus)
Lineage: Eukaryota; Viridiplantae; Streptophyta; Magnoliopsida; Proteales; Nelumbonaceae
Gene: JMJD5
Product: 2-oxoglutarate (2OG) and Fe(II)-dependent oxygenase superfamily protein
Source: RefSeq, a predicted model, not a curated record
AACUACUCUGCAAAAAGUGCAGAAAGUGCAUACUUCCCUUCUCUGUCUGUGAGAAAUCUAGCUCCACCAGCUUCUAGUUAACGGUAGCACCGCGCCACCACCAUCGUCGUCGUCACCGCUACAACCGCCUAUGGCUGCCACAGACGGAAACAUCCUUCAAACGCCGAUAUUAGAUGCCGAGAGAUCAAAUCUACUCCAGAGAAUCUCUGACCAGGGCGGUUAUGCAUAUGUUACUGUGGCUACGCUGGGUGCUGCCGGUGACUUCCGAGCGGCGGAGGCAGCGCGGGAGAUGGCAUGGGAGCAGCUCCACUCGGGUCCGUGGCACUCUGUGUUGCCUGUGUGGAGGGACGCCUAUUCGAUGGCUUGUCUCCACGUCGCGGCGUUCCACCUCGGCGCCGGAGAUUUCCGGGAGGCACUUAGGGUUCUUGACAUGGGCUUGAUCAUGGGAGGAAGCCUUCUGCGUCAGGAUUUGGACGCGGCUGUGGAGAAGAUUAUGACGAAGUCCAGUGUUGCUAAGAGUCAGAAAGGAGCAACAAAAGAAGGUGGGAAAAAGGAGCUUGUUCUAAGUUGCGAGGGUCCAAACAAGGCGGAGGUGCUUCAAAUUCUGCCAACAAAGUCUCUUUCUUGUAAGAUAGUUGAGAAGAGGUCUUCUUUAUCUUUGGAGGGAUUCCUUUGUGAUUAUUUCCUAUCAGGUUCUCCGGUUAUAAUCAGAGACUGCAUGGGUCAUUGGCCUGCCAGGACAAAUUGGAAAGAAAUGGAUUAUCUCAGAAGAGUUGCAGGUGAUCGGACAGUUCCAGUUGAGGUAGGAAAGAACUAUCUGUGCUCAGAGUGGAAACAAGAACUAAUUACUUUUUCCGAGUUUCUUGAAAGGAUCCAAUCUAGUGAAUGUCCCUUUGAUGUCCCAACAUAUCUUGCUCAACAUCCAUUGUUUGAUCAGAUACAAGAGCUGCGGAGAGACAUUUUUGUCCCUGACUAUUGUUUUGCUGGUGGAGGAGAGCUCAGGUCUCUUAAUGCUUGGUUUGGACCAGCUGGGACGGUGACACCAUUGCACCAUGACCCUCACCAUAAUAUUCUUGCUCAGGCACAGGAAGUCAAGAAGAGUGGAGAAACUUCUUACAGUUUGUCUUACCUCCCAAAAAAUUUUAAGAUUCUGGUCCCUGCAGCUGCAUAGAAAGAAAGCCCUGUCUGGUGUACCAACCAUAACAAGGUAUUUGAAGAAUGAGGAUGAAAAACUCGAUUCUGCGAGUUCUGCAAUUUACAUGCUCCUUCUCAUUGGCAUUGGCAAAAGAGAAGAGGGGAGUUGUCUUGCUGCAAGUAGGGUUGGAUAAAUAUCUGAACCAUAUACGUUAUCAUAUACCAUAUUCUCUGUUAAAGAAAGCACUGGAUCUUGGAAACAUAGGUGCUUAAUAAGAGAGAUUGCACAGCUCUUUACAAUCUUGGUAGCAAGUUUAUUACUGCACUCCUAAGGCCUGCCAAAAGUAUGGUGGAUGGGUUGGCAAGAUUAGGACUUAAUAGAAUUCAACCAUACUGGGGAAUGAUUCCCUAAAGAGAUACUUGGUAAAGAAAAUCAAGUGACUAUUGGGGGCUAGGUCAUCUGUUGGGGUGCUUGACCCAAAAAUUGUUGAAUAUCAUUCUUCCAUACAAUAAAACUUCAUCAUUAUGGAUGAUAAAACUCUGUUAAAGAAUAGACUACUGAAACUGUUCUCAUCACCUGAACCAGAGUUCGUAUUGGCCUUGUCAUUGUAUUUUUAGAGCCUACGGUGCAAAAUCACACCUAAACAAUAUGAAUAAUAAGUUGAAAUACCAUAGCAUGUUUUUCUUAAGCAAGAAUGGAUCAAUAUCAAUAUUUGAUACAUUGAUGAGAUGUGGUCACAAGUGAAAUGUCAAAAGGACUUGGCUAUAUAAAUAUUAGAAUCAACAUAACAAUAAAUUGAAGCUCCUCUUGUGGAAGGUUGCUAGGUGAAAGAUGCACUGGUAUUUUUGAGAAAUGGAAACUUUCAUUAAAAGAAGGGAAGGAAAGAUGCACUGGUAUUACUUGAAUAGUUCCACAUGGAUAUCAUAUUAAUGUUGGAUGCUUUAAUUUAGUUGUAGAUGAUCAGAUGAUGUAUCAGAGUCAUGUCCUAUCUAGGUAUUGAAAGUGUCAGAUGAUUAACAAGUAAAAUUAAAGAGUAAUUUGUUCAUACGAUUGUAUGAAAUAAUAACCAUACAAAUAGAAAAUCUUUGAAGGAUAGGUUAUUUACAGUUUUACACAGCUCAAAGUUUCAACUAAAACCAACCAUGCUAUAUUUAGUUUGACAGUUUUAAAAUUUGAAUCCUAUCCAGAUAUUGGUAACAUUACAUCUUUUGUCUUCAUAAGCUUUAGAUUCAUAAUAAACAUUAUAACCAAGUCAAAGCUUGUUCUUCAAGGGUAUCUAGAAUAACAAUUUCAUGUAUCCUGUGAUUUCCCCACUCAUCUAUGCUCUUGCUUUAGGAGCAUUAUGUUUUUAUAAUGAUUACUUUUACCUCUAUCUCUAUCUCGGAUACCAAAAUACUCACAUAGGCAUAUCAUAUGUUUUGAGUCACUCAUACAUGGCUCUGAGUGAUCUUCCUCUAUCUUUCUUCAGGUUGUUGGAAAAAAGUAUGUAAGGCUUUAUCCUGCUUCGAUAUCAGAGGAUCUUUAUCCUUACAGUGAAUCUAUGCUUAGCAAUUCCAGCC